UUGUUUUUCUAACCGGCAUAAAACAAGAUGAAAGAAGAGCUGAUAAUCCGAGAGCCCAGUUCGAUGUUCAUCAUGAGAGAGCAGGUGGAUGUGAUCUGCUGUAAAUCAGUAGGAACUGAUCUGUCCAUGCUGGAUAUUGAUGAUUUCAUCACAGAAAUCUCUCAGCUGAAGAAAGAGGUGACGUCACUGAAGAAAGAGGUGACGUCACUGAAGAAAGAGGUGACAUCACUAACUACAAAGCUGAAAGAACUCUGUUCAUCCUGUACCUGUUUUGAGCGAGUUAAAGUUGAGAUUGAACUGGAAAAGGUUUCCUGUCAAUCUUCAGUGUGUGUGACUGAUGGGACCUCCACAGAAUGUCAGGAUUCAGUGUGGAGUGGCAGAGAUCAGUCCACACCACAGCAGCUGCUGGACAAACUCUCUGAACAGAGAUCCAGAGACACACAGGACUCACAGCUCACUUUACUCUGUUCUACUGAUGCUCAGGAGAGUGUGUGUGACAGUAAUCAGGGUGAUCAAACCUCCACAGAGUCUCUGACUUCUGUCUGUAACGCUGGAGAACAGCAGAUGCUGCAGACACCAGUGAAGAUUGAAGUGAAGCAGGAGGAGAUAAAAGAUGAAAACACAGCAGAGGAACAACAGAGUGAUGAAGAUGAUCAUGAACAGCAGAUGCUGCAGACACCAGUGAAGAUUGAAGUGAUGCAAGAGGAGAUAAAAGAAGAAAACACAACAGAGGAACAACAGCGUGAUGAAGAUGAUGGUUUUAUUCCCUCAGAGCUGAUGAAAAUGAAAGAGGAAAGUCAAGAACUGAAUGAAGUGGAGGAGAAACAUCAUGAUUUCACAACUGGAGGAGAAUCUUUGAUUGGCUCAAAGACUAAAAAUAAUUUCUCACUUAAAAUGACUCAUAGAAGAGCAGCCAAAAAUACUUUCACCUGCUCUCAGUGUGGGAAAUGUUUCACAUAUAAAAGUGAUCUUAAUACACACAUGAGAGUUCAUACUGGAGAGAAGCCUUACACAUGCCAUCAGUGUGGAAAGAGUUUCACAUGUGCAGGUGGUCUCACAUAUCAUCUCCGCUGUCACUCUGGAGAAAGACCAUUUGAAUGUGAUCAGUGUGAUAAAACAUUUGUUGGGGAAUCAUGCUUAAAACGACAUCUGAAAGUGCACACAAAUGAGAAGCUUUACAAGUGUUCUUCUUGUGGAAAGAGUUUUGCAUGCCUGUCCUAUUUGAAAGGGCACCAGAAAAUACAUACCGGUGUGAGGGCUCAUAUGUGCUUUGAAUGUGGGAAGACCUUUAUUACAGCCAGCAACUUCAAGCAACACCAAAGAAUUCAUACUGGAGAAAAACCUUACAGGUGCUCACACUGUGGAAAGAGUUUCACUCGAUCAGAGCACUUGAGAACACACAAGAGAAUUCAUACUGGAGAGAAACCAUACAAGUGCUCACACUGCGGAAAGAGUUUCAUUGUGUCACAAAACCUGAUUGCACAUGAGAGAAUUCAUACUGGAGAAAAACCAUACUACUGCUCUUCAUGUGGGAAGAAUUUCAACCAAUCAGCUCAUCUACAGCAGCAUGUAAAAAAUAAUUGCACAAGCAGUCACAGAGAGCAAGAAUCAUCUUCAUGUCCAACAAUAUCAAGUAAAUAUAAAGGGGGGAAGAAAACGCUGGAUUUUCAUGAGAUGUUCAUCAUGAGAGAGCAGGUGGAUGUGAUCUGCUGUAAAUCAGUAGGAACUGAUCUGUCCAUGCUGGAUAUUGAUGAUUUCAUCACCGAAAUCUCUCAACUGAAGAAAGAGGUGACGUCACUGAAUGCAAAGCUGAAGCAGACAGAACUCGUUUCACGCUGCACCUGUUUUGAGCGAGUUAAAGUUGAGAUUGAGCUGGAAAAGGUUUCCUGUCAAUCUUCAGUGUGUGUGACUGAUGGGACCUCCACAGAAUGUCAGGAUUCAGUGUGGAGCGACAGAGAUCGGUCCACACCACAGCGGCUGCUGGACAAACUCUCUGAACAGAGAUCCAGAGACACACAGGACUCACAGCUCACUUUACUCUGUUCUACUGAUGCUCAGGAGAGUGUGUGUGACAGUAAUCAGGGUGAUCAAACCUCCACAGAGUCUCUGACUUCUGUCUGUAACGCUGGAGAACAGCAGAUGCUGCAGACACCAGUGAAGAUUGAAGUGAUGCAAGAGGAGAUUAAAGAAGAAAACACAGCAGAGGAACAACAGAGAGAUGAAGAUGAUGAUAUUAUUCCUUCAGAGCUGAUGAAAAUGAAAGAGGAAAGUCAAGAGCUGAAUGAAGUGGAGGAGAAACAUCAUGAUUUCACAACUGGAGGAGAAUCUUUGAUUGGCUCAAAGACUAAAAAUAAUUUCUCACUAAAAAAGCCUCAAAGAAGAGCAGCCAAAAAUACUUUCACCUGGUCUCCAUGUGGAAAAGAUUUCACAGAUAAAAGUGAUCUUAAUGAACACGUGAGAGUUCAUACUGUAGAGAGACCUUACACGUGCCAUCAGUGUGGAAAGAGUUUCAUAUGUAAAAGCAAUCUUAAUACACACAUGAGAGUUCAUACUGGAGAGAAGCCUUACACGUGCCAUCAGUGUGGAAAGAGUUUCAUAUGUAAAAGUAAUCUUAAUACACACUUGAGAGUUCAUACUGGAGAGAAGCCUUACACAUGCCAUCAGUGUGGAAAGAGUUUCACAUGUGCAGGUGGUCUCACAUAUCAUCUCCGCUGUCACUCUGGAGAAAGACCAUUUGAAUGUGAUAAGUGUGAUAAAACAUUUGUUGGGGAAUCAUGCUUAAAACGACAUCUGAAAGUGCACACAAAUGAGAAGCCUUACAAAUGUUCUUCUUGUGGAAAGAGUUUUACAUGCCUGUACAAUUUGAAAGGGCACCAGAAAAUACAUACCGGUUUGGGGACUCAUAAGUGCUUUGAAUGUGGUAAGACAUUUAUUACAGCCAGCAACUUGAAACAACAUCAAAUAAUUCAUACUGGAGAAAAACCUUACAAGUGCUCACACUGUGGAAAGAGUUUCAUUCAGUCAGAACAACUGAAAACACACGAGAGAAUCCAUACUGGAGAGAAACCUUACAGGUGCUCACACUGUGGAAAGAGUUUCUCUCAGUCACAAAAUCUGAAAACACACGAGAGAAUUCAUACUGGAGAAAAACCUUACAGGUGCUCACACUGUGGAAAGAAUUUCACUCGAUCAGAGCACUUGAGAACACACAAGAGAAUUCAUACUGGAGAGAAACCAUACAAGUGCUCACACUGCGGAAAGAGUUUCAUUGUGUCACAAAACCUGAAAGCACACCAGAGAAUUCAUACUGGAGAAAAACCAUACUACUGCUCUUCAUGUGGGAAGAGUUUCAACCAAUCAGCUCAUCUACAGCAGCAUGUAAAAAAGAAUUGCACAAGCAGUCACAGAGAGCAAGAAUCAUCUUCAAGUCCAACAAUAUCAAGUAAAUAGUUUGAAAUUCAGAUAAACGCAAGGAUUUAAUUUUUCUCAAAAGGGCAGUAUCAUCUUAGGCCCUGUUUGCACCUGGCAUCAAGAUGCGUUUCAUAUCUGGAUAUACUUUAGCUGGAUUUGAUUUAUACCUUGGAGUCAAAUGCACCAGUUGAAGUGAACAUUUCCUCAGCGAUCUGUCCAGUCGCACUCAUACUCCUCCAUUGUUUAACCCAUUAACUCUUAAAUCAUCAUUUCAUGUAGGAAUAAUUCACCCAAAAAUGAAACUUCUAUGGCAGUAUAUCAAUGACAGAUAGUUUUGAAACAAAAAAGCAUACUGAAUUGCACUGAUUGAGAAAUAAACGCAUUGUUUUAACAGUGUCUCGAGUCUGUGUU
Myxocyprinus asiaticus (Chinese sucker) is the source of this 3822-nucleotide messenger RNA. RefSeq names its product zinc finger protein 420-like. NCBI's taxonomy places the organism in Eukaryota, Metazoa, Chordata, Actinopteri, Cypriniformes, Catostomidae. Bases 28 to 3450 code for a protein of 1140 amino acids. The transcript has 8 exons. The record is from RefSeq and is a predicted model, not a curated record. Gene Ontology annotation, biological process: regulation of transcription by RNA polymerase II. Gene Ontology annotation, molecular function: RNA polymerase II cis-regulatory region sequence-specific DNA binding; DNA-binding transcription factor activity.